AUGUCGCGAACUGUGAGAGUAGAUGUGGUAUUUAGUUCUCUGAAGAACUGCUUGGUCAAUUUACCACCUAGUUUGAUAGCACUUAUCUCCAACACGAAUACACCUGUACAAGAUGUCGUGGUUGAGAUGCAAUACCGAUCGCAGAUAUCAUCUUCAGGAUCAGUUUCUAGCACCCAAGUUCAAAGAACAGCGUUCGCAGGAUGGACAGGCAUGCCCAGCAGGACAAGGCCGAGCUCAAUCUUGAAUCAAGAGAGGACACGAAGUGGCAGAGAGACUGAAGUUCAGACUGUCGAGGUUGAUGCUACGUUUGCAAGGACACUGGGAUUGGUAGAAGGUCAACAGAUUGGAUUGAUGGUCCACCUGGACCCUCCUCUAGCACAUACCGUCAACAUCGAGCCUUCAACACCGGCUGACUGGGAAGUCAUCGAACUACACGCAACCUUUCUCGAGCUCAACUUUCUGUCUCAAAUUCGAGCACUACCCAAUCCAACUUAUACCGAGAAGGGGAAGAGUGAGCCAAAUCACGCCCAUCCACUGACGCUACAUCUCUCUCCGACUUCGACUGCCAAUAUAGUUGUCACAUCACUGGCGCCUACACUGUUUUCAACCUCCCCAUUCGCAAAAAUUGCUGGUGACGCCGAGGUAAUUGUGGCACCGAAAGCGCAACAGAAGGCUCAAAGGCAUAUGCGUACAGAUACAAGAAGCACCAUCAGUAAGCGCAGCGUCAAAAGUGAGACCAGUGUCAAGACGGGCACAUCGCGCAGACCAGCUCGUACUAAGGAAGCUGCUUUCGUGCGUGGACUGGAUUACACGAUAGCAACGGACUUUAUACAACCUGCUGAGGUCGUGGAGGGAUUGACUAUAUGGCUUAGCAAAGCCACUAUCUCUUCUGAUGCGCUGAAAAAUUGUGCAUUCGCAAGAGUUUCUGUCAUUAAGCCAGCUGCGUUGCGAGUCACACCAGAACAAGACGUUCUUAAUCGUCUGAAAGAAGAAGAAAGUAGUACUGUCGGUCGACCAGCAUCUCGCUUAGUCGCACGUGUAUUGCCAUGGGUGUCUCCGGUGACCGACCAACACGCAGUGCUAUCUCCCACUCUCAGCUUACUACUUGGUGUCGAUUCACUAAGUGGAUUGAUACUCAGAAUUGAUGCUGCUCCGGAUCCUCAACCGCGGUCUGCGAUUAGAAAGUUUCUGUUCUUUCCCUUCCUAGCUGACAAGACCAAGAAGCCCGAUGCCAUCAAAUUCGGAGGCGAGUCGCAAAGUGCUCGUCAAGCUGUCGUGGAUCGUUUACGUAUAACUCAUGGUGGCGACGAAGGUCUACUAGCGGGUCCAUUGACGGAUGGUAUGAUUCUACCGCCUUCCAACAAUGCACCAAAUGUCUCGAGUUUCGACGGCGGCAUCUUAAGAUUUUCGGCGUCAGGUCAAAAUGUGGACGAAGGACUCUGGGCUAUUGGCGCCGAACAAAAGCAGGAAUACGACGUAAAAGAUUCAAUACCCCGUCCUGUCGAGAACGCGAAGCUUUUCCCAACCUUUGCAAGAACUUUACCUAAGGACGCAAAAAAACUCAUUGGUAUUGACAAACCACUUAAACAGUGUAUGUCAAAUCUAACGCUCUGCUCCUCCGUUCUGCUCACUGGAGGCAUUGGCUGUGGUAAGACUUCGGUCGCGGCACAUAUCGGUCAUCAGUUGCAGGAGGGAUACCUUUUCAACGUAAAUUACCUCUCAUGUCAGAAGCUUGUGAACGAUGAAACUCGGAUAUCGAGCAUCAAGGACGAGUUGACCAGGCUAUUUGUGUCUGCAGCCUGGUGUGCGCGGCUUGGAGGACAGUCUCUAGUAAUACUUGACGAUGUCGACAAGAUCUGCCCAGUCGAGACUGAACUUCAGGUUGGAAACGACAAUGGUCGUAGUCGACAAGUCACCGAGAUACUCUGCGCCCUCGUCCGGCAAUACUGCAGCAUGGAGAGUGGUGUCGCAUUGCUUGCAACAGCACAAGGUAAAGAUACAUUGAACAACGUUAUCAUCGGUGGCCACGUCUUCUCUGAGAUCAUAUCUAUACCAGCACCGUCAAAGGAUAUCCGCAACAAAAUUCUAGAACAUCUAGUAGCAGAAAAUACUGUUGCUCGACAUCAGGCCAAUGGGCACUCCAGACAUAUAAGCGACUCAAGUAGCAUUGCAGACUCUUCUUGGAUGAACCCCUCGAACCCGACUUCACGACCAGGCUCCUCAUCUGAUUCAGCACAGCAAAUAGACGGGUUCCAUGCCUCGACAAAUCUGGACUUACUAGAUAUAGCCGGCAAAACAGAUGGGUACAUGCCAGCAGACCUUAAUCUUUUGGUUGCACGUGCUCGCAACGAAGCUUUGAUACGAAAUGUGUCCAAUCCAGAAGCUUCUCAACUUACCCUCAGCAAAGUCGACUUUGAUGCAGCUAUCAAGAACUUUACCCCCUCGUCUCUGCGGAACGUCACCCUGACACACAGCAGCACAACCUUUAGCUCAGUGGGAGGUCUUACCACAACCCGUAACAUAUUACUCGAAACACUUCUCUACCCAACCAAAUAUGCUCCUAUCUUUGCUCGAUCUCCUCUGCGCCUUCGAUCAGGGUUGCUGCUCUAUGGUUACCCCGGAUGUGGCAAAACACUGCUCGCAUCAGCUGUCGCUGGUGAAUGUAACCUCAACUUCAUCUCUGUGAAAGGUCCCGAAAUCCUCAACAAAUACAUCGGGGCCUCUGAGAAGUCCGUCCGGGAUCUCUUCGAGCGCGCACAAGCCGCAAAACCAUGUGUCCUCUUCUUCGACGAGUUCGACAGCAUCGCACCAAAACGUGGACACGACUCUACAGGUGUAACAGACCGAGUUGUGAAUCAAAUGCUGACACAGAUGGACGGUGCUGAAGGCUUGGAAGGCGUCUACGUCCUAGCAGCCACCAGCAGACCAGACCUCAUCGACCCAGCACUUCUUCGACCUGGACGCUUAGACAAGAGUCUGCUCUGCGACAUGCCCAACCACUCCGACAGAGUCGACAUCCUCCGCGCAGUGAGCACAAAACUCCACCUAACCCCCGAUGUCGCAUCACGCCUCUCAGACAUCGCAGGCGGCACAGAGGGCUUCAGCGGCGCAGAUCUACAGGCACUAAUGUAUAAUGCUCACCUUGAAGCCAUUCACGACCUGCUCGGCGACCUGAAUAACAACAAGACCACAAAAGUCAAUGGCACAAAACCUGACUCCGACAGACGUGGCUCACGAACUAAGAAAAAUGAUAAACACGACUUCAUCCAAUUCCUCUACGGUAAAGAAGAAGAUACCACAGCCCGUCAAUCCGUGACAUCUACCGCUUUAGAUCCUCGCGCCGUGAUUGUCGCAAAACUCGACGAACUCAAAUUAGCGCGGAGGAGGGAGAAGACAGCACUCAAGGGACAGGCUUUCGGCACUACGAAAGAGCAGAGUGAUGAGAUUGAAAAGGAAAAGCAGGAGCAAGAGAAAGUGGUUAUUGAGUGGAAGCAUAUCGAGAAGAGUCUUGCAAGUACCAAGAGCAGUAUUAGUGCGCAGGAACGAAGGCGGUUAGCGAAUAUCUAUAGAGAAUUCGUGCAGGGUAGAAAUGGUGAGAUGCCGAGUGGAGAGGCGAAUCAGGAGAUUGGUGGGCGGACGAGUUUGAUGUGA
Messenger RNA from Lithohypha guttulata, 3651 nucleotides. RefSeq names its product Peroxisome biosynthesis protein pex1 (gene PEX1). Gene Ontology annotation, cellular component: peroxisomal membrane; cytosol; peroxisome. Gene Ontology annotation, biological process: protein import into peroxisome matrix. Lineage: Eukaryota; Fungi; Ascomycota; Eurotiomycetes; Chaetothyriales; Trichomeriaceae. Gene Ontology annotation, molecular function: ATP binding; ATP hydrolysis activity. Bases 1 to 3651 code for a protein of 1216 amino acids. The record is from RefSeq and is a predicted model, not a curated record. The transcript has a single exon.